Messenger RNA from Malus domestica (apple), 2674 nucleotides. Its product is annotated as probable LRR receptor-like serine/threonine-protein kinase At5g10290. Gene Ontology annotation, biological process: protein phosphorylation. The record is from RefSeq and is a predicted model, not a curated record. Gene Ontology annotation, molecular function: ATP binding; protein binding; protein kinase activity. Lineage: Eukaryota; Viridiplantae; Streptophyta; Magnoliopsida; Rosales; Rosaceae.
UCCAAAGAGCCAAGACUCGUAUGACGACUUGUCAUGUCUGCAGCCUGGUCUCCGUUCAACAAAUUCAACAAUUAUAAACAGCCAAUUGUCUCUCAAUAAUUAGGUGAUAAAGUAACUGGUACGGAUCUCUCUCUUGCUUCACCAGAAGCAUUGAACCAAAUUGUUACACCAGCAGCAGCACAGCCUCCAGCCGCCAGCAGCAGCACAGUCAACUGGGAAACAGCUAAGAAGCUUGUGAGUGGUUAGCUUCACUCAAUCUUCCAGAAACCCUGCCAUGCCUUCCUGAUUCCUCCUCAAAGAUAUGGAAUUGAUUCACGCGCUCCUUGAUCACCACCAUGCAUUUCAUUGCAUCCAUCACUAGCAAGAAUGGUGUUGUUGAAAAUGGAGUUGGUCCUUGCAGUUUUGGUGUUGGCUUGCUUACAGUCUUUUGUACUGCCUGAUUCACAAGGAGAUGCACUGUUUUCAUUAAGGACUUCUUUGAAUAGUUCACCCAAUCAGCUCAAGGACUGGAACCCGAACCAAGUCAAUCCAUGCACUUGGUCCAAUGUGAAUUGCGACCCUAACUAUAAUGUCAUUUCUGUAAUAUUGUCAAAUAUUGGAUUUUCUGGCAUCUUGUCUCCUAAAUUAGGAGCCCUGAAAAAUCUUCAAACACUUUCAUUACAAGGAAAUGGCAUAACUGGCGAAAUACCAAAAGAGUUUGGAAAUCUGACAAGUUUGUCCACCUUGAAUUUAGAAAACAAUAAUUUAACUGGUGAAAUACCAGCCUCACUUGGCAAUCUGAAAAGUCUUCAAUUCUUGACUUUGAAUAACAAUAAUCUGAGUGGUACUAUCCCAGAGUCACUUUCAAGUCUUUCAAACUUGAUUAGUCUUCAGCUUGUCUCCAAUGCUCUCACUGGAAAAAUACCUGAGCAGUUGUUUAGUGUCCCAAAAUACAAUUUUACAGGAAACCACCUAGACUGUGGUGUGAAUCUCCCUCACCAUUGUGCACCUGAUACUGCUGGUUCAGGCGCUAAAAGUAAGCCGAAGCUUGGAAUCAUAGUUGGAGUUGUUGGGGGGCUUAUCAUUUUAUUAUUACUUGGAGGUUUACUGUACUUCACCUGCAAGCGUAGACACAAAGGCUCCAAGCGUGAAGUUUUUGUGGAUGUUGCAGGUGAAGUUGACCGAAGGAUUGCAUUUGGCCAGUUAAAAAGAUUUUUGUGGAGGGAAUUGCAGCUAGCAACAGACAACUUCAGUGAGAAAAAUGUUCUAGGACAGGGAGGUUUUGGAAAAGUCUAUAAAGGAGUGCUAUCUGAUAACACAAAAGUUGCUGUUAAGCGUCUCACUGAUUGUGAAAGUCCUGGGGGGGAUGCAGCCUUCCAGCGUGAAGUUGAAAUGAUAAGUGUAGCUGUUCACAGGAAUCUAUUAAAACUGAUUGGAUUUUGCACGACUCCAACAGAACGCCUUCUAGUGUAUCCCUUUAUGCAGAAUUUAAGUGUUGCCUAUCGGUUACGAGAGAUUAAACCUGGUGAGCCUGUUUUAGAUUGGCCUACAAGAAAGCAGGUGGCAUUAGGCACAGCCCGUGGGCUAGAGUACCUACAUGAACAUUGUAACCCUAAGAUUAUUCAUCGAGAUGUUAAGGCUGCUAAUGUAUUACUUGAUGAAGAUUUUGAAGCAGUUGUUGGUGACUUUGGCUUGGCAAAGUUGGUGGAUGUUAGAAAGACUAAUGUGACAACUCAAGUUCGUGGCACAAUGGGUCACAUAGCUCCUGAAUAUUUGUCCACUGGGAAGUCAUCAGAAAGGACAGAUGUGUUUGGCUAUGGGAUUAUGCUUUUGGAACUUGUAACAGGACAACGGGCAAUUGAUUUUUCACGCUUGGAAGAAGAAGAUGAUGUUUUGUUGCUUGACCAUGUCAAAAAGCUGGAAAGGGAAAAGAGACUGGAUGCUAUUGUAGACAGCAAUUUGAAUGAUAGUUUCAACAUCCAAGAGGUAGAAAUGAUGAUCAAAGUUGCACUUCUUUGUACUCAAGGAUCCCCUGAAGACCGCCCAUUAAUGUCGGAGGUGGUACGGAUGCUCGAAGGGGAGGGUCUGGCUGAGCGCUGGGAAGAAUGGCAGAAUGUAGAAGUUACUCGCAGGCAAGAGUAUGAAAGACUACAAAGGAGAUUUGACUGGGGAGAAGAUUCUGUUUAUAAUCAGGAUGCUAUUGAAUUAUCCGGUGGACGUUGAGAUGCUCAACUUCAUCAACGAAGGUCUUGUGCAACCAUGAGAAGUUUGAGGUUGCAUGAAAGGAAGUGUUGCUCAUGGUUCCAAUUUUUCCUUCACAUGUGGUUCUUCUACCAUCAUCUCUUUCUUCUCAUUCAUUUGACUAGCGUUUGAGAUUUUAUACGGGUACCGACGUCUUUACUCUCGGAAGUCUGGUUGAAUGAUGUUGAUAUGUGGUAUCAACCCCUUUGUGCAAAGCGGUUCACAGGUUUCAUGUACAGAGAGUUUAAAUUGUUAAAUCUGUGACCUCAACCACUCUCGCUCUCUCUCAUUACUACAAUUUAAUCGAAGAAAUAUAAAGUUUGGUUAAUAUGCAAUUAUAAUCUUGCCCAAAUGUGGCAAAAGACACAAGAUUUGAUUUAGUUCCAGGAGGAGCUUUUUCAACUGGCAAGUGUUGAAUGGAUUUACAUGUGAACACUGUGAUGUAGUUUAAUUA